CAAAUUGAAAAUGGUGUCAACUCUAGUUACGCCACCAAUGAACAUUGCCGUCAGAUAUCUCUAAUCCCAACACUAAUGAUGCUCUUUGAGACCACUGCCUUCACACAACUUCCUCAACUUUUGCUCACUAAAGUCAAUUUCUUGUCUGCUUCCACUUGUUCCUCAGCAAAUUCACACACAACCACAACCCAACAACCACCUGAACAACCCUCUUCUUCUUUCUCUCUCUUCACCAUCACCAACACCAACAAGAACAAAAACAAAUAACAAUCCAAGAAAGAAAAGGAAGACGAGAAAGAAAGAUUGGAUUUUUAUUCUUACUUCGAUGGACCCGAAGUUCACCGGAAAGCCGCCGCUGACGGUGGACCUUGAACGCAUGCCGGAGCGUGGGUCCCACCACCGCCGCUCCCACUCCGACACGUCCUUCCGCUUCGCCGCGAACUUCGAUGACCUGCUCCUCUUCGACGCCUCCGACCUCGACAUCUCCACGCUCCCCUCGCCGCUCCCUCUGCCUUCACCGGGGGCCUCCGGCGCGGUGCCGAUAGCGGUAGAUUCCGACGAGUCCGGCGGAAGGCCGAGGCCUUCAGGGGCACCCGCCGGCGGGCACUUGAGGAGUCUGUCGGUGGGCUCCGAUUUCUUUGACGGGAUCGGAUUCGGCGGCGGCGAGGAGAGGGGCGGCGGAGGGAGGGGCGGCGGCGAGCGGAGGGUGGGGCACCACCGGCACAGCAACUCCAUGGACGGGUCCUCGACGACGUCGUUUGAGGCGGACUCGGCGAUGAUGAUAGAUGGCGUGAAGAAAGCUAUGGCUCCUGAUAAACUAGCUGAACUCGCUCUUAUUGAUCCCAAAAGAGCUAAGAGGAUUCUUGCUAACAGGCAAUCUGCUGCUAGAUCAAAGGAGAGGAAGAUUCGUUACACCAGUGAAUUGGAGAGGAAGGUGCAGACACUUCAGACUGAAGCAACCAACCUAUCUGCACAGCUUACCAUGCUUCAGAGAGACACCACAGAUUUAACUGCAGAGAAUAAGGAACUCAAACUGCGUCUAGAGGCUUUAGAGCAAGAAGCACAGCUUAGAGAAGAUCUGAAUGACGCAUUGAAGGAAGAACUGCAGCGCCUUAGGGCGCAGAGUACUCGUCUGGGUGCUAUUGCAGGUAACCCUUCUUUUGGUGGGAUAUUCAACCAGUUGGCUUCCCAGUUAGCGAUGCAACAGUUGAGUAAUUCUGCACCACAGCAACCACAACACCAGGCACAGGUUGGCAUGCCUCCUCCUCCCUCUGGACAGAACCACCCUAACUUCAUGGAUUUCAAUCAGCAGAAGUAGCUCACAACAGCUGUAGCAGUAAAUGAUUUGUUCAUCACAAGUAACAUCUUGUGCACAUACAUGUAUAACCGGUGAGACUUGUGAAGGGCAUAUUGUGCAGUUCAGUGUUCUUAGUUCUGUGUUGCUGUUUAUCUUUAGUUCUAGGAUAGAACCGUUAUAUGUACUUUCUGCAGUUGUAGGUUAGAAGCACAGCCUUUGAAACAUGUGUUAUAGCUCUUGGUUGAAUGAAGGUAACAAAAUAUGUUAUUGAUUGAA
Molecule: messenger RNA, 1573 nt
Organism: Vigna angularis (adzuki bean)
Lineage: Eukaryota; Viridiplantae; Streptophyta; Magnoliopsida; Fabales; Fabaceae
Product: transcription factor VIP1-like
Exons: 4
Coding region: 326-1318 (330 amino acids)
Biological process (GO): regulation of DNA-templated transcription
Cellular component (GO): nucleus
Molecular function (GO): DNA-binding transcription factor activity
Source: RefSeq, a predicted model, not a curated record